AUGACAUCCAUAGGAAAUCAACCAAGCUACGCCGCCAUUGUUCGUGAUGGCCAAGAUGCUCAUGGAGAAGGUUCCUCGUCAUCGCCCCUAUUGUCAUCUCGUAAAGGCAAGGAACUCAACUGGCAUGAUCGCAUCCGUCGCGCACAGCACUUUGCUCGUCGCAAUCUCUACCACAUAUUGACCCUGUUCACCGUUGCUAUACUGCUGAUUGUUUUACUUGUCUAUACGCUGCUUCCGGAUAGCUCAGUCUUCCCCACCAAAGAGGUCCCUUCGGUACCAAACGCCAUCCAAGCCGGUGUUUCAGAAUUGACCAUGGAGAAAGGACGUAUUCAAUGCGAAGCCAUUCAGACCAGAAAGAGAGAAAAGAACACGCCCAGCGAGAGUCGUACAAAUCCAAGAGCCGAAGCUACUCAACAACCCAUCUUGCUUAGAAACGCUGUGGUGUGGGAUGGUCAAGGCAAUGUGUUGAAGCAUGUCGAUGUGUAUGUGGAAGACGGUAUCAUUCAAAAAGUGGAGAAGGAUAUCAAGGUAAAGGGCUCUCAUGUCAAGGUGAUUGAUGUGGCUGGACACGUCGUUGGUCCUGGAUUGGUGGAUAUGCACAGUCAUAUGGGCGUCGAUUCAUGGCCGGAAUUGGAUGCGACCCAAGAUACAAAUGAAAUGACUCAACCAUUGACUCCCUUUGUACGCACCUUGGACGCCUUUAAUCCAUCUGAUAAAGCCAUUCGCAUUGUAUCAUCCGGUGGUGUAACUACCGCUUUAGUAUUACCUGGCUCUGGAAAUUUGAUGGGUGGUGAAGCAUUUGCCUUCAAGUUGAGACCUAAAUCAACCCUGAGUAACCAAGAUAUGCUGGUGCAGGCUAAUAUCAACCCUGAACAAGACACGGAAUGGAGAUGGAUGAAGAUGGCUUGCGGUGAAAAUCCCAAGAGAGUCUAUGGUGGCCAGAACAGAAUGCCUUCUACACGUCUGGGUGAAGCUUACCUCUUCCGCAAGGAAUUAGCAAGAGCACAAGCACUCAAGCAACAACAAGACGACUGGUGUCAGGCAGCCAGUCUUGACCCUUCUGCCAGAUUCGACAGUGCCUUCCCUCAGGACCUCAGCCUCGAGUCCCUUGUUUCACUGCUUCGUGGUGAAGUGUUGCUGAAUGUGCAUUGCUAUGAAACACACGACAUUGAAGCCAUGGUGCGUCAUUCCUUGGAAUUCAAUUUUACCAUCAGUGCUUUCCAUCACGCGCUUGAUGCCUACCGUAUCCCCACAAUCCUUCGUCGUGCACCCAACAAUAUUACUGUGGCUACAUUUGCUGAUCAUUGGGGCUACAAAAAGGAAGCCUUCCAAGCAAUCCCUGAAGCACCCAGGAUUCUAUACGAUGCUGGUAUUCCUGUGGCUCUCAAGAGUGAUCAUCCCGUGCUCAAUUCUCAACAUUUGAUCUUUGAAGCUGCUAAAACGACGCACUAUGGCUUGCCUGCUCAAGAAGCCUUCAAGGCAGUGACCUCUGUGCCUGCUAAUGCUAUUGGAUUGGGCCAUCGCAUUGGUUCUCUGAAAGUGGGGUACGAUGCUGAUAUGGUGAUUUGGGAUAGAGAGCCUUUGGCUUUAGGCGCUACUCCUCUGCAAGUCUUUGUCGACGGCGUGCCUUUGUUUGAUGAAAAGCCCAUUGAGCCUGCUGCUGUCAAGGAGUCUACAUCUUUUGCUGCAAGUGCUCAGCCACCCAGCAAGAUGCAUGGUGCCAAGAGCUUUGUCCUCAAGAAUGCAGGCUACUCGUUCUUGGGCCAACGUCCUACGCAAGGUCCUGUGGAUAUUGUUGUUCAAAAUGGUUCUAUCGUGUGUUCUGCUACGGAUUGCACCAGCACCAUUGCAUCCAUCCAAACUGCUAAAGCAGUUCCUCAAUAUGACCUUCAAGGCGGUUAUAUUCUUCCAGGCUUGAUUGGUGUGGGUUCUAGUUUAGGUUUGAUAGAAAUUCAAGGCGAAGCAGGUACUGGCGAUGGUCUUGCACCCUCUAGUAAAUCUCAGGAUGCCAAGGAUAUCAUUCAAACAGUCGAUGGCAUCAAGCUGAGCACGCGUCAUUUGGAAGAAGCUUACAAGGGCGGCAUUUUGACAGCCAUCACAGCUCCCAUGUCUAACAAUGUGGUGGUGGGUGUUUCUGCAGCCUUCAAGACGGGCGCUGAUUCUCUGCUUACCGAUGGCGCUCUUCUUUCUGCAGCUGUUGCUCUUCACUUGCAAAUUGGCGAUGACUACAAGUCGUCUAGUUUCCCUACCAUCUCUAGUCAAAUCAGCUUUAUCAGACAACUUUUCAAAGACAACAUCAAAUCAGACAACUACUAUGGCAAGGCCGCUAAUGGCGAGAUUCCUACCAUCAUUACUGCUCACAACAAGGACGAGAUUGCUUCUCUUGUUGUCCUCAAACGCGAUCAUUUCCCUCAAGCACGCUUCGUCAUUCAAGGCGGCACAGAAGCUUACUUGGUCGGAUCUCACCUGGCCGCGCUUGACAUCCCCGUGAUCCUUCAACCUGUCUUGUGCACACCCUCUCGCUUUGACUCGAUCCAUUGUCUUACUGGCGCUCCUUUGACCAACGGAACCGCUGCCCAUGUUUUGCAUAGCCAUGGUGUUAAAUUAGGUGUAGGUAUUUACGAUGACGGGUUGGCUCGCAAUUUGGCCUGGGAUUCCGGAUGGUUGGCUGCGACUUCUCCCUCUGCUACUAGCGAGUUGGAGCAUGGUGCCAUCACUGAGAUAGAAGCCAUCCAAUUCGUUACUAGUAAUUUACGUGAAAUCUACGGCCUGGAUCAAGCUGCUGCUGCUCUUGAUUUGGACGAUGAGUUUAUAGUUUACAGUGGAAACCCAUUUGAUGUCAAGCACCGAUUGAUGUUUAUUCAUUCCAGUUCGAAAGGUCUCGAAGCAUUGCAACACCAAUGA
Messenger RNA from Mucor velutinosus, 2904 nucleotides. RefSeq lists its product as uncharacterized. Gene Ontology annotation, biological process: purine nucleobase catabolic process. The transcript is spliced from 6 exons. Gene Ontology annotation, molecular function: allantoinase activity. NCBI's taxonomy places the organism in Eukaryota, Fungi, Mucoromycota, Mucoromycetes, Mucorales, Mucoraceae. Bases 1 to 2904 code for a protein of 967 amino acids. The record is from RefSeq and is a predicted model, not a curated record. Gene Ontology annotation, cellular component: cytoplasm.